Molecule: messenger RNA, 7395 nt
Organism: Acipenser ruthenus (sterlet)
Lineage: Eukaryota; Metazoa; Chordata; Actinopteri; Acipenseriformes; Acipenseridae
Gene: spag17
Product: sperm associated antigen 17
Exons: 49
Coding region: 433-7047 (2204 amino acids)
Biological process (GO): axonemal central apparatus assembly; epithelial cilium movement involved in extracellular fluid movement
Cellular component (GO): axonemal central apparatus
Source: RefSeq, a predicted model, not a curated record
UGGAUGUGUGUUCCCUUCUAUCUUCUCUACCUUCUCGUUGGCGUGUAGUUGUUGCUAAGGACAACCAGAGAGCGUCUGUAAAGCUGUACACAAAACUGAGAAAGGCAUGGGACACCCAGAGAACUUGUUUAUUUAUCUGACUUUAAAGUUUUGAUUGUCACAUUGAAAUAAUUUGUUGCUUGGCAGUAAUUACGCGUAGUUGUUAAAGUAUUGUGAAAGUAUUUGCUUUUUAAGUUAAUUUAUUUACUAAAACUAUUGUCUUAAGAUAACUCGACGUGCCGGUAGGAUUUGAAAAAUAUUACGUUUUUUUUCUUUCUUUUUUUUCUUUUUCUUUUUCUUUUUUUUUUUUUUUUUUUACAGUUGAAAUCCAGGGAUAGCUAGCGGUACAGAGCCGUAAAGUGGUUUAUAAACAUAACAUUUUAGUGGGUGGAAAUGCCUAAAAAAGUAAAAAGUCCAACUUCAUCUGUAGGCGCUGCGGUAACAGGUGGGAAACAAGGAUGGGAGUCUGGGCUCAUUGGAGCACAAUUUGAGGAGGACUGUUGGAAGGUCAAUGUUUCUUUUGUUGUUGGUGAGAAUUUGGAAGAUGAAAUAUACAUUAAGGCGCUCCUGCCACCUGUGCAACAACCUUUGCGGAAGCUGUUUAGUGUGGUGUCAUGGGAUGGAAUGCUGCAAAAGGUCAAUGAACUAGGAAACCCAAAGGUGAAGAAAUCGAAGGAUUCACCAUUGUAUUAUGAGGUGACAGAGGUUGCAAAACUACUUCUCGAUGCAGGAGAAGAGCUGCCUCUCAUCCUUGUCGGAAAACUACUGAAAUUUUUGUUGUUGGCAACAAAACAGUAUGACCUGCAAAGAAGAGUAGCUGAAAAUAAAGUUGCAGAACAGCUGGCCAAGGGAAAGACUGCAGCCCCUUCAGUGAAGGAUAAAUCUCAAACUAAAUCACCUGGGAAAGGGGACAAAGGGAAGAAAGGUCCUGAGCUAGCUGCAGUGAAGAAGGACACCAAACUCAAACUAAGAGGAGAGGAAGAAGACACCAGUAAAUGUAUAGAUGAUGAGCCAGAUGACGGUCCCCACCACUAUAUUCUUGUUGUGGGCUUCCACCACCCUCAACUCCUGGUCAUGUUGGCUGAGCUGGGGGUUUAUGUGUCCAAUGUCAUUAAAAUAACCUCGGAAAGCUAUGAGUCUCUAUUGACACAUGAGGAGAGUAUGAGUAUUCUUCAAGCAGAUUCUAAACUUGUGCCAGAGGUUCUUGAAGCCCAGAAGCUGAACAAGGAAAAAGAAACUAAAUCCCUAAAGAUGUUUUGGAAGUAUCUGGAGCCUGUGUUAAAAAAUAACAAGUUUGACUCUCAACUUUCUGAUACUGCCCGUCUCCAUUAUGUGGUGAAGGAGUCUAUCUUACCCCAGGAGUGGAACAACAAUGCAAUGAUGCUUUGUUUUGGAACCACGAUGUUCGAAGAUAUUGCAUGUCUGAUUUAUGAUUCCCUUGAUUGGAGAAGGCAACAUCAGAACUAUCUCAAAAAUAUGAAACUAAUCAAUGUUCCAGCAGUAUCUAAAGGAGGUCAGCAAAGACAGCUCCCCAGUGCUGAGGAUCAGUCUGUCAUCUCAGCAGCACCCACACCAACUGGAAAAAAGAAAGCAAUUGCUGAAGAUAUUCAGCCACCAGUACAAGAGACUUGUAUCCUAACUACUGAAGUCGAUAUGAGGUGUUACAACGACUUCUUGAGCCUUAUUCCUCCUGAGUGUGUGUCUGUCCCUUUAAUUCUUCACUGCAUGCUGGAACAGGUUGUUGCAACAGAAGAAGAUAAACCUCCACUGAGUGAAGGAAUCUCAAAACCACGUGCUGAUGGAUUGGACCAGAGCAUUGUGAAUUAUAUGAUGUCAAAUGUGCUGAGUCUCGCAAUCUCAGAGGAGGAAAGGAAGAAACUACAAGAAGACUUUGAUAUUCAAAAACAGAAUCAUAAAAAAGAACCAAAAUACCCGCUGCUCCUGAGCUGUCACGAUGAAAUAUCUCUGAGAUUACAUCAACUUGCUCAGUUCCAGGAUGGUUUUGAUCCAGUAAAAGCUGAACCACAGAUGCUUAGACUACUGCCAGUGGCAAAAUUCCUCACUGUACCACAGCCUUCAACUGAAAACAAGAAACGAUUGGCCAGAAUUCAAGAGCUCAUUCAUUUCUGUACAGAUGAGUCUGUUAGUUGGUCAGAGUUGGAAAGAGUCUUUAACCAGUUUGGGUUUGAGAGCAUGAAGCUUACUGAGGUGGGUGAGGAUGGUGAACUCAUGAUGGCAGGAUCUGAGUUUGAUGACUCAAGUUGCAUACCAUGGGACGAUCCUGUCGGAUUCGCCAAGAAGAUGAAAACUAACUUUACUCUGAAAAAUAUAAAUGAAGUAAAGAAAAACAAAGAUUAUGAUAGAAACUCCACAGGUUUGCUACAUAGUUCACAGAGAGAGGGUCGAAUGCGACAGUCGUCGUCACAGAGCUCUGUGUACUUUGAUAACCGCGAGAAAGGAUCAGAGGCUUCUUUGAUGAAGGAAUGGAAAGAAAAAUGUCAGUCCUUCCAGGUUGAUAUUGAGGAAAUACAGAAAACCCAAGUUCGAUCUUUGAGAGACUGGUGCUUUGCUGAGCACUAUGAUCAAAACAUAUUUAUUCAGAUUCUCCAGAAUGCUUCCCAGAUGUAUCAAUGCACUGAUAUGUUCGAACGCACACAGGAUAACUCACUUUUCUUGGUCUUCCACAAUCCCAUGAAUCACCAGCAAAAGAGUCAAGAACAAUGGGAUAUGGCUCUUCACUCUGAUAUUCGGUUCAGAAACUAUUUAGAACAUGUUGCAGACUCAAUUUCUGAAUGGGUAAAAGAGGAGGAGAUCAAAUGGCAAGCAGACCAAAAAAAGAUGGAAAGUGAGAAAAAAUCAAAGACAUCCCAUGAUGCCUUAUUAAAAUCUAAACCAACCUCGUCAAAAAACAAGAAAACUCCACCUCCAAAAAAGGCUGCCAGUGAAAAAGGCACUCCCAGACCAGCCAGCAAAGCAGAAAGUGUCCAGGAACCCCAACCAGUACAGGGCCCUAUUAUGCGUGAGGGAUCCCUUAAGGCAUGGAAAGAAGAGCAGGACCGACUGAAAGAGGAAGAAGCUGCAAAGCUAUUAAAGAAAGAAAUGACAAAAUCUGACAAGAAGGGGAAAAGAGGAAGCAAAGAUAGGUCGGAAUCCACUGACAGCAAAAUAACCCUAUCUUCUCAAAAGAAAUCCCCGAGGGUUAAAAGCAAAGAACCACUUAAAACCCCAGAGCCCAAUGUUACUUCGGUUCCUGAUAAUAUCGAUUCUGUGCCACCUGAAAAACUACCGCCUUUUACUGGCUACAAUAUGGGUAACACUCUGAUUCAAGUUUCUGGGAAGGUCCAAUCCCUGUUUCCAUCUGAUGGCGGACAGAUUAAAGUGGAAAGUAUAAAUUACGUCCAAGGUUUGUCAUUGAUUGAGGUGAGCGUGAUGAAAGACAGACACUGCUUUUUCAUCCACAUCACUGAUCCAAGGAAGGACUUGGAGGAUGAGGACAAAGAUGGAGAAGUCCCUGCAGAAAUGAAGAAACAGAUGAAACGUGUCAGCAAGUUUGGUUCCUUUUCAGCUGUUUUGGCCAGUGGAAUAAAUCUGUCUUUCAGCAACUAUGGACCUUCUGGAGAAGGGAAAGAUAACGAAGACCCCGACCUGGUUUCCAUGUUGAACAUUCCCUCUGCCUGCACCACUUCUGUACCCCCUACUACUAAUCCCCCUGCUGCUACCCCAGUGAAGAGAGCCAAAUCCCCCAAGGCUAAGUCCCCCAGGGCCAAAUCACCAAGGGCCAAGUCCCCCAGGCUGAAGUCUCCGCAGGGUAGGGGAACCACUUCAUCACCCCCGACAACAGCCGAGACUCCAAGGAAUGAAGAACCAAAGGUGGAGAUUGAGCCAUCUCUCUCAGAAGUCAAUGCAGAACUUGUCCCAGAACUCCCUGAUUUCCAGUCCCUGAAUGUGUCCUGUCCCAAUGGCCUAUUAGUGAACUUCUUCAGUGAACAAACACUAGGUCUGAAGAGUGAGGUACUGCAAUGCUCUCACAAAAUCCUAGUAAGGCAGAGGUAUCCAGUACAGCACAUUAGUCCCUGUGAGUCUGAGAAGAAGAGUCUUUCUCUGAUGGAUGAGGUGUCCAGAGUCAUUACAAGCCAAGGAACUGUAAUCAAGUACAUGAAGGAUGGAUCCACCCAGGUUCUUUUUGCUGAUGGUACCGUGAGUAAAAGCCCAGAUUCGGGGCCCAUUCUCAAGCCUCCCACGGCUCCUCAGCCACCAUGCCCAGAACCCAAGCCACAAGACAGUGCUCUUAACACUAAAGAGCAUAAAUCUGAGACAAACGAGCCCACAGACAAAAAAGGGAAGCUUGUCCACAGAAACAGUGUUGUUGCGGUUAAGACAGAGUUGGUUGAUGCCAAUGUCUCAGACGUCAAGCAUUUAGUGGGGGGCCUUCCUGAAUCCCCAGCUGGAACCUGGGUUACCACCACACCAUCUGGCCUGAGGGUGGCAACCAAAGGAGAGGAAAAGGUUCAAAUCAAACAUGCUCUUGCUUACAAGGCCACAGACCCAGUCAAUGAAGUGACUAUGAUAACCCGAGAAGAUAAAGUACUGACUGUGAUAGGAAAUGAUGACUAUGUUGCUGUGGAGCAUGCUGAUGGGACAAGAAUCACUACCUUUAACCAGGAUGUUGAAAUCCCAGGCUCCAUGGACCAUGAUGAGACAGGGGAAGAUCCACUCACAGUCUCAAAAAAAGUGAAAUUUGUUCAAAUCGAGUGUUUGGGAUUUGCCACCCUCAUAAUGAACAGUAAGGAUGGCACCUGCACUACUGUUUUUGGAGAUGGAUCAACAAUCAUUGCUAACCCCCAAGGAGCCUAUCAGGUCUGUCCACCAAGCUCUGGGUGUCUUUGCAUUGAUAGUGAUGGCAGUGCUGUGUACAACUGUAAACCAAAUGAUAGAAGCAUGACCCUUAGUGGUACAAACUUGGAACUACAACCUUGCAUUUACACUAUGCGUCACACCACAGAGGUUAUUUGUGAGGUUAUGGAUCCAGAAGGCAACCUUUUCCAGGUAAUGGUGGAUGGAAAAACAUCAACUUUUAUCUCCAACACUGAAGCGGGUGCAGAAGAGGAGGUGGAAGACUUGCUACAAGAACAGACUUUAAAGUAUAACCCUGUGACUUAUAAAGAACAUGCACCAAGGUUUUUCAUUGUCCAUGCUGAUGGUUCUGGUACUGAACUGUUGCGAUCCAGAGAUGUGGAAGAUUACCUGUCACAAUGCUUCACUGACCCGGCUAUAGCAGUGCUCAAGGAGCCACUGCCGGAUUUCCAAGGUGUUUAUGGAAUUACUGUUCUCCAUCCAUGCACUGAGGAUAUCUGGUCCCACUGGUUAAUAAAAAAGGAAAUAGAGAACAUUAUUCCUCCAAAUCUUAAGUCUAGGGAAUGGGACCACUUUCCAUCAACUGAGAAGAAGACCCCUGGGCCUCCAUUUGGCACAUCCAUUGGAAAGGGUCUUAACAUACAAGAAAGGCCAGCAUCUGCUCAUACUGUCCCUAUAUUAAAGUGCCCUAAAGUGCUCAAGACCCGUCAGCUUAUCCAGUAUACACCCGUGAGCAACUUGCUGCGGAGAAAGAUGGAACAGUCCCUUAAGGGCUACAUUGACCACAUACUAAGAAAAGAUUAUGAGUUUGAUGAAAUGAUGGUUAAAGAUCCUAGAACAGAAGAGGAAAGAGUCCAUGCUACUGACUUGCUCAAGCUUGUUUUGUCUCUCCCAGAUUCCAAUGAACCGGUAGAUCUUGGGGACGACAGAAAAGGCAAUGUUGAUAUAGCUUCACUCUACGAGCAAGCAAUUACCAUUCCAUCCACCACACCACCAGAAAAACAAACUUGGCCUGAGUGCUCAAAAGAAAUUUGGGAAAGAAACAGCUGGGAGGAAGUAAAACAGGAAUCUAACUGGGCAGGGAGAUUAGAACAGUGCAGACAGGAGAAGCUUGAAGAAAUGAAAUGCAGAGUGGCAUUGAAGAACAGAACAAUCCCACCAUAUUUUGAAUCUGAACUGGGUGAGGCAUUCCUGCUUACACAGGUCCCAGAUAUGGAAUCUCUAACCAAGCAACUUCCACCGUUCACAAAGAAAAACAAGACAUUCUCUGAUUCCCUUAGUAAAGCUCCUACAGCUGAACCAGGCGUGAACAAGGCAGAGAGACCCUUUAACCCAACCCCAAGUCGUGCAGGAGGAAGUGACAAUUCAACACAAUCUGCAGCAGAGUAUCCCGAUAUGGCAUCAAGAUCAAAGCUUGAUCCAAUGAGCUCCAAGCUGGAGGGCAUGCAUUCUGAGGGAGGUGAUGUCAACCUGUACCAUAGUUUAAAGGUGGAUGCGGCCAGGCAGUCAAGGAAGGAGAAAGUGAAACUCCCAUCCGCUAUUCUCGGCUCCAAACCUGGAGGUCUGCCGAACCAAAAGUUCUUUGAAGUUGAAGAUCCAGUCAGGAGGAAGGUGAAAACUGUAUCUGUUGUCGGCCCGCUGGCGAGCGGUGUAAUGCAGGGUCCUGCCCGUGGAUUUGAGCUCUUCCCAGCAGAAGUGGCGUUUGGGGUGCUGAAGGAAGGAUAUACCUAUUCCUUUACUGUUUCUCUAAGGAAUGUUGGAAUAGAUUCUUGCAGGUUUAAAGUUAACCAACCUCCUCCUAGCACAGGACUAAGAGUGCUAUAUACCCCAGGACCUGUGGCUGCAGGAAUGAAGACAGACCUGCAAAUAGAGCUGUAUGCUAUGGCGAUUGGGCUGGCGAAUCCUGAAGGGGUAGGAUAUAUUGCUCACCACAUACAGAUUCAAACUGAGACGGAGAUCUUCUUUCUACCUGUUACUGCAACAGUUCUAACUGAAAAUGUGUAUGAGAGCAGACCAAAAGAGUAUCCCCAAGGACAGGCAGCAGCUGGAGUCCGCCUUGUUUUAAGCACCCCUUCAUCCAGACUUGGAAUUAUUCGGCCUCAUAGACAAGCAACAGCAGAUUCUGAUAACACUUUCAUAACACAGACUUCCUGAAGUCCAAGUUCCAUAAACAAAGAGAAAUCCCCCACAAACUGAUUAUUGCUAACUGGUAUCUAUGUAUUGUUAAUAAAUUUGAUACCAUUAGAUGGUCUCAGCCAAUCAGGCUGAGUGGUGAAGCUAACAUGGUUUUAAAAUCCUCAUUGUAAUAGCAAGUAAUGCCCAUUGUGUUGAAUGUACUUAUUAACUAAAUAAUAUAUUGAAUGUAGUGCUCCUGAAGUUUGUUCAAAGAACUAAAUUCCUGAUGACCAAAGUUUUAAAUAAAAUCUUAAUGUUUUGACAGUGAUACCAGGCUAUUUUUUUAUGCAUCUCAUCUUAUUACUUUCAUUUCGUAGCUGUCAGUUU